Molecule: messenger RNA, 2066 nt
Organism: Fundulus heteroclitus (mummichog)
Lineage: Eukaryota; Metazoa; Chordata; Actinopteri; Cyprinodontiformes; Fundulidae
Product: chemokine-like receptor 1
Exons: 2
Coding region: 44-1093 (349 amino acids)
Biological process (GO): phospholipase C-activating G protein-coupled receptor signaling pathway; complement receptor mediated signaling pathway; inflammatory response
Cellular component (GO): plasma membrane
Molecular function (GO): G protein-coupled receptor activity; complement receptor activity
Source: RefSeq, a predicted model, not a curated record
ACCAGCUGCAGAUCUACUCAGACAGCAGACAGGCUCUUGCACAAUGGGGACUGAUAACGCCUCAGAACGUCCCUUAUCAGGACCAGAAUUGGCUGAAAAACAUGUGCAAACAUUCUCGUUGGUCAUCUACUGCGUGAUUAUUGUAGUUGGGACAGUAGGCAAUGGUCUGGUCAUCUACGUGACGGGCUUCAAGAUGAAGAAAACUGUUGACUCUGUGUGGUUUUUUAAUCUGGCUCUGGCGGACUUCCUCUUCACGGCCUUCCUUAUUUUUUCAGCAGUCUCUCUCUCACAGCAGCACCAGUGGCCCUUUGGAAACUUUAUGUGCAAACUCAAUGUUUUUGUGAGCUUAGUCAACAUGUUUGCCAGUGUCUUUUUUCUGGCAGCCAUGAGUUCGGAUCGUUGUUUGUCCAUCUUGGUGGUGGUGUGGGCACAAAACAAACGCACCGUCUGUAAAGCUCAAGUCAUGAGUGCUGUAAUCUGGUUGGCUGCAGGUAUUUGCAGCACACCUUAUGCCUACUUCCGUACUGUGAAAGAGCACGAAAACAUAACCUACUGCACUUAUAAACAACACAUGUCAGAAGAACAAAAAUUGAGUCUCAGUAUUUUCCGCUUUCUUAUGGGCUUUCUCUUUCCAUUCCUGACAAUACUUUUCUCCUAUGUGGCCAUAGCCAUCCGUUCCAGACGUGUGCAGCGGACAAGAAAGCGGAGAUUUCAUCGCAUCAUUUUUGCUAUCAUUUUUGCAUUCUUCAUCUGCUGGUUACCCUUUCAUGUUUUGAAUUUCAUAGAAUUAACAGUCAAAGAUUACCAAAAUAUCUGGAUCGUUCGGAUUGGAGGUCCUUUAACCGUAUCCCUCGCCUUCAUGAACAGCUGUCUGAACCCCAUCCUGUAUGUUUUCAUGUGUGAUGAGUUCCAGAAGAAGCUCAAACAGUCCAUAUGCUUUGUUCUAGAGAGCGCUCUGGCAGAGGACCAUUUAAGUUUCAUGUCAUCUCGCUCUCUGACAUCCCAGUUGUCACGUAUUUCUCAGAAGUCAGAUGCAGAAAAGAAACACAUGGAUACGUUGAUUAUCACAGAGAACAGAGGGGUCAAGAGUUAAAGCAAAACUCACCCACAAAUGACCAUGAGAGCCAUUGCUGUUUUUUUGUUUUUUGUUUUUUUUUAAACAAAACCUUGUAGAAAUUACAAGGAAAAUAAGAAUAACAAAAUCUAAGAUGAAGGUCACAGUCAUUAAUUUAGAGUGAUAUAGGCAGUGCAGCAAAUCAAUGGAAAAAAAUAAAAAUAAUAUUUCCUGUUUAAAUGCUUGUAUUUGUACUUUUAAUGAUAUGGCUUAAUACCUUUUGUUUGACACUUUUGACAACCACUCGUUGUACUCUAUGUUUAUUUUAGCUUAAUUACUUUUUCAAAACAAUUUAAACAACCUCUUUUUAUAUUAUAGGCCUGAUCUUCAAAGGUUCCUUAUAAGGAGCACUAAAUUGUGUUUGCAGAAAAAAAUUGCAGGGACAACAAGUGUCCAGGUUCCGGGUGUUCUUCAAAGAUUGCUGCAAAAGCAAUUUGGUCCGGCCUAUUUAAAAGAGUAUGUUUUGUGUACCAUUGACAGUUUGGGAGCUGCCUUAAUAAUAAUAAACUCUUUUUCAUUAUUAUUCCACCAUUCAUUUAUCAAAAAUGGUGCCCAUGUCAAAUGCAACAUCUCAGUUUCUCCAGCCUCAGUUGACUGAAAACCUCCCUGGAUAAAUGUGUUGGGUGUGUACUUUGCCUCUUGCACAUAGGUGCGAGGCAGGGCACCAAGCCCUUGCGACCCUGUAGGGAUAAGCAGGUUUAGAUAAUGGAUGGAAGGAUAGUUAAAAGAAAAGUUACAAAGGACGUAGGAGAAACAGCUCUCCUGCCAAAAGUUAUGGAAACUCGCUUUAAUACACACAAACCUUUUGAAGAUCAGUUCCUAAAUGUUUAUACUGAGAUAAAGUGUAAUGUACAAUAGAAUAUUGUGAUCUAAGUGAAUCUGUGUUAAUGUGCUGCAGCAUUGCUGAAGUUGUACACUGUGAAAUUUUGCAAAUAAAUGAAAUAUUAAAAUA